Molecule: messenger RNA, 3831 nt
Organism: Poecile atricapillus (Black-capped chickadee)
Lineage: Eukaryota; Metazoa; Chordata; Aves; Passeriformes; Paridae
Gene: SERPINC1
Product: serpin family C member 1
Exons: 8
Coding region: 163-1524 (453 amino acids)
Biological process (GO): regulation of blood coagulation
Molecular function (GO): serine-type endopeptidase inhibitor activity
Source: RefSeq, a predicted model, not a curated record
UAGCAUCCUACUCCCCCUCCCACCAUCCCCUGCUGCUGUCUCAGCUCUGUUUGAGCAGAGAAAUCCAGUGGGGAAGCUGCUUUGGGCUCAAGCAAAAGUAUUCUCUCAAAAAUUUGCUUUUACCUCCUAAAAGCAGAAAGCUGGAGGUACAGGGGCAGGACAAUGUGUCUCUUUGUGGUGUGUCUGCUCAGUGUCUUGGGGCUGACUGCUCCUGAGCACUACACCGUGGAAGACAUCUGCACUGCAAAGCCACGUGACAUCCCAGUGAACCCUAUCUGCAUCUAUCGCAACCCUGAAAAGAACCCCCAGGAGGGUGAGGGGCAAGAGCCAGCAAAGGACAAGCUCCCGGAGUCCACCAACCCCCGGGUCUGGGAGCUGUCAAAAGCCAACUCUCGGUUUGCUGUCAUCUUCUACAAGUACCUGGCUGACUCCAAGGACAAUGGGGAAAACAUCUUCAUGUCACCCCUCAGCAUUUCCACGGCUUUUGCCAUGACCAAACUUGGAGCCUGUGGUAGCACCCUCCAGCAGCUCAUGGAGGUCUUUCAAUUUGACACCAUUUCAGAGAAAACAUCAGAUCAGAUCCAUUUCUUCUUUGCCAAGCUGAACUGCCGCCUUUACAAGAAAGCAAACAAAUCCUCAGAUUUGGUAUCAGCCAACCGUCUCUUCGGGGAGAAAUCUUUAAGCUUUAAUGAGACUUACCAGAACAUCAGUGAAAUCGUUUAUGGAGCAAAACUCUGGCCCUUGAACUUCAAAGAGAAGCCAGAACUUUCCAGGCAAAUCAUUAAUGAGUGGGUGGCUAAUAAGACAGAGAAGCGCAUUACAGAAGUGAUCCCAGAAAAUGGUAUUGAUGAUCUCACUGUCUUGGUCCUGGUCAACACCAUUUAUUUUAAGGGGCACUGGAAAUCACAGUUCCCAGCUCCAAAUACAAAACUGGAUAUAUUUCAUAAAGCCAGUGGUGAGACCUGCCAAGUCCCAACUAUGUACCAGGAGUCCAAAUUCCACUACACAUUCAUUGCCCAGGACAAAGUCCAGGUGCUGGAGCUGCCUUACAAAGGGGACGAUAUCACAAUGGUGCUGGUCCUGCCCAGUGCUGGGACACCGUUGGAGAAAGUGGAGCGAGACUUGACAUCAGAGAAGCUGCAGGACUGGAUACAUUCCAUGAAGGAGAUGUCUCUCUUUGUCUACCUCCCUCGCUUCCGUGUUGAGGACAGCUUCAGUGUCAAGGAAAAGUUGAGGAAAAUGGGGCUGGAAGAUCUCUUCAGUCCAGAAAAUGCUAGACUCCCAGGUAUCAUUGCAGAGGGCCGCACAGACUUGUAUGUGUCUGAGGCUUUCCACAAAGCCUUCCUUGAGGUGAAUGAAGAAGGCAGUGAGGCCUCAGCUGCUACAGCUGUCACCAUCUCUGGCCGUUCUUUCCCUAUGAACAGAAAAAUCUUCAAUGCCAACAGGCCCUUCCUGCUUUUCAUCCGGGAAGCUACCCUCAACACAAUCAUCUUCAUGGGCAGGAUAGCUGAUCCUUGCUCCUAAAGGAGCUGUUGUGCUCCAGGCUCUGGAGAUGGACACUGGUGAAAGAGGAGGGCUGAGGAAAUGCCUGGGUCUCCUUAGCAUGGCACUGAACCAAAAUGCUUCCCCUGCCAUAGGCAGCAUCCAAAACUUGACCUGCAGCAAGAGCACAGGGCUUGUUCCUCCUGGGGAAACUGAAAAUGGCUGAGCCUGCUGAAGAGGUGAGACAAAACUCAUGCAACAAGGACAGAAGCCAUUUGAGUUGCCAGGAACAAUAGCCUGGCACUGUGCAACCUCUCUCAAGCUGCUCAGCUUAGGACAGUGGGGAGCUGCCCACAGCUGAGAUCAGGUGGAAAAUCCACAUUGGGUCAGUACCAGUCAGCCAUAAGACACAAACAAGGACCUGAGUAUUAAACCAUUUAAUUCUCAAACCACUCACAUGCAUAAUGUUCUUUUACACAGUGUUAAAAGAAAGAAGAAAAUUCAUUUUUUUUAAUACAAACAGAAUUUCAAGUAUACAUUUAUAGCAUUUUCCAAAUUCUUACCCAAGUUGCUAAAUUUUCAUUCACAUUGUUCUUAAAGCUGUCCAAUGAGAGCGCUUUUUGCUAAACUGCUUUCAAUGCAAUUGUACAGUCCCCUCUACCUUGGUUUUCUUUCCCCCUUUCCCAAUUCUGGUUCCCCUUCUACCUCUGCUCACUCCCCUCCAGCAGUGCUGGCCGUCCCUGGACACAAUGGCCAUGGAACUUCUGUUUGCCAGCACCCGCUGGAAGAGGAAAAGGGAAGCAGUCAUGGAGGGCCAGUUUGGAAACAGCUUGCAAAAUCACUGAAGAACAGUCUGAUAUCCACAAGUUACAGAAGGCUUCAGCCUACUCUAGACUAGUCUGAACACUGACUUCUUUUUCUUGAAAUAAGGACUGCAAUCAAAAAUAAAAUAAUAAAGAAUAAUUAGUACAGCAGGAAAUUUCUUAACUGUGAAAUUAAGUCUUGAGUAUUAGGACACCUGUCCUAACAAGGUUUGGUUUACAGGUCACUAGCUGAAGGUGACAGCAAAAUUUCUGUUACAAAUGGUUACUCUGCAAACCAGCUCACAGCAGAAUCAAUGUGGGACACACAAACUUGGAUUAAAAAAGAAAAAAAAACCAAAAGAACUGACAAGGGCUCCAUAGUCAUGUUAUGGAAAAACCCCACAACCCCAGUAACAGUUUUCUCCUGGCUUUGCUGUUCAGCUUAGCUCAGCCCUGGGCCACCAGCCGGGUUGUAACUGGGUGCAACUUCUGACCCGUUAAAAAAUGGGGUUUAAAUCUUCUUGAUAGGCAAGGGUGGGUUUCUCUUGACACAUUAUGAAGUCCCUUAACAGCCACCAGCCCCAUCAGUGCUUGGGCACAGUGGGGCUACUCCAGGUGGUGUGGGGGCCAUGCUGGCCUGGGGGGCUGCUGGAGGUAGAGCUGCCAUGCCCAAGUGUCUGGCAACAUUGCUCCCCCCAAGCUGUGGCUGCCCUGGAGCUGCCUGCCUGUACAGCUGUGUCCCAAGCCAGCCACAGCUGUACUCAUCUGACCAGUUAAAGUGCAUUGCGGCAGAAAAGGGUUUGCUUUUUACUUUUUUUUUUUUUUUUUUUAAAGAGGAACCUAUUUAAAGUGCUGUUCUAGUUUAGAAAGGGACUCUGUUUAGAAAAAACAAUGGCACCUUUUCACAUGAGAGAUUUCCUCUCUGUAUGUGUGUGUGUGUAUAUAUAUAUAUAUAAAUAUAUAUAUAUAUUUGCAGAGUCAGAUCCGCUAAUGAACAAUAUAUAAAAGUGUUUCUAUAUUAUCUUAUUGCUUUUUUUCUGCUUUUUUUUUUUUUUCUUUUUUUUUUUUUUUUUUUAUUGUUGGCUGCUGUUUGGAGGCAGGAGGGAGAUGGAUACUCCUUUUACCUUCCUCACCAUUAACUGAUUUCCUAGUACAGGAAUGUGGUCUUACAGCUCUAGCCCAGAGGACAGUUCACUGUCAGGCAGCACAGAGGAGGUGACAAAGUCCCCCUGAACUGUCAGAGUCCCUUGGCCAACCUGCAAAGGGUCACAGUAAGGAACUGGAGGCCAAGAAGGACUGUGUGUACCCCAAAGGACUCCCAUUGCCCCUCCCAGAUGCCAUUUUCAUUAGAGUCACUUUACAGAGCAGACUUGCAUUUCUGAAACACAGAGGUAAGGAAAACAAAUCUCUUUAAAGUGAAAGCUUUGCUGCUAGAGUGUGUUGUGUAGUGUGGUAACCUCAGCACUCCAAGAGAGAGAGGUAGUUACUGUCCUGUGAAUACACUGCUGCUGAAUGCAACUACAUUUCUGGAGUGAUUGCUCAAAAA